This is a messenger RNA of Entrophospora sp. SA101, 411 nucleotides long. The record is from the annotation of a GenBank genome assembly. NCBI's taxonomy places the organism in Eukaryota, Fungi, Glomeromycota, Glomeromycetes, Entrophosporales, Entrophosporaceae.
AUGCAAUUACUUGUACCAGUUCUUGGAAAAAAAGCAAUCCCAAUUGGAGAAGAUGUAACCAAAGCAGCAAAAUAUAAACUUGUUGGAAAUUUUUUUAUUGGGGGAAUAAUUGAAAUGUUGUCAGAAGGAUUAACAUUUGCAGAUAAAAAUGAUAUUAGUAGAGACAAAAUUAUGGAAUUUUUUGAAGAAUUUUCAUCUGAUGCGAUUAUUAAAGGAUAUGAUAUCGGCUUCAGUGUUAAUAAUGCCAUGAAAGAUGUUAGACUUAUGCGUAAUUUAGCUGAUGAUUCUCAAGCUCAAUUACCAAUUGCAGAUUUAUUAUUUCAACAUUUAUUAACAUCAAAAGCAAAUGGUGGUCAACAUUAUGAUUGGUCUUCUGCUGUUGGAGCUUUAAGACUUGGUAAAACAAAAUAG